GGAGACGCUCGGCCGGCAGCAGGCGGCGGGGUGCGCAGCGGCGGCGGGCAGCGGAGCGGCGGCGCCCGCGCAGCUCCCGCUACAGACGGGGCGGGAAGCUCCGGCGGGCAGCGGCGGAGGGCUGCGCGCUCCCCCGCCGGAGCCCCGGCGGCAGGAGGAGGAGGCGGAGUAGCGGCGGCGGCUCCCCGCCGGCGGCAGGCUCCCUGCGGUAUGGCCCUGGCGGACAGCGCCCGCGGGCUGCCCAACGGCGGCGGCGUGUCGCCGGCGGCAGGGAGCGGGGCGGCGGGGAGCGGGGCGGCGGCGGCGGGCGGCUGGUCGUCCUUCCCGGAGAUCGUGGAGCUGAACGUGGGCGGGCAGGUGUACGUGACGCGGCGGUGCACCGUGGUCUCGGUGCGCGACUCGUUGCUCUGGCGCAUGUUCUCGCAGCAGCAGCCCAGCGAGCUGCCCCGGGACAGCAAGGGCCGCUUCUUCCUCGACCGCGACGGCUUCCUCUUCCGCUACAUCCUGGACUACUUGCGGGACCUGCAGCUGGUGCUGCCCGAGCACUUCCCCGAGCGCAGCCGUCUUCAGCGGGAGGCCGAGUACUUCCAGCUGCCCGACCUUGCUCGCCGCUUGGCACAGGCACGAGGGGCCACCGCCGCCCGACCCGCCGCCCUGCACCGCGACGGCUCGCUCUGCGCCGACGAGCCGCCGCCGCCGCCGCUCCUUGGCUACCUGGAGGCCGAGCCGCUGGAGGGAGGCGGCGGCGGGGCCGCGGCGUCCGCCCCGUCGCCCACCGCCAGCCGCAGCCCCUCGGGUGGACCGCUGCUCACGCCCUCGCAGUCGCUGGACGGGGCGGGCGGGCGACGCUCGGGCUACAUUACUAUCGGCUACCGGGGGUCCUAUACCAUCGGGCGGGAGGCGCAGGCUGACGCCAAGUUCCGGCGGGUGGCUCGCAUCACCGUCUGCGGCAAGACGGCGCUGGCCAAGGAGGUCUUCGGGGAGACGCUGAACGAGAGCCGCGACCCCGACCGCCCCCCCGAGCGCUACACCGCCCGCUACUACCUCAAGUUCAACUUCCUGGAGCAAGCGUUCGACCGGCUGUCCGAGGCCGGCUUCCGCAUGGCCGCCUGCUCUUCCACCGGCACCUGCGCCUUCGGCCCCGAGCAGGGCGGGCCUGCCGACGACAAGAUCUGGACCAGCUACACUGAGUAUGUCUUCUGCCGGGACUGAGCAUCUGUCCGGCCAGUGGCCUGGGAAUGAGGCAGCGGCCCCUGCGCACCCACCCUCGCAUCCACAGUCCCCUCCCAGCCUGGAGGAAGGAGGACGUGGAGGGGAGCUGCACCCCCCUUCGCUUUCCUCACCCCGGUGCCUGCCUCCGUGCAGAAGGCAGGUCAGCCCCCGCCCUUCCUGCACGCACCUCCUGACGGCCCUGGGGACGGGAGCUCACCGUCUUGUGCCUCAGCCGCCACAUCCCUGCUUGGCCACCGUGGCCCUGCUCAGCAGCCGUAUCCUAGCUCACACCAUCAUCCUCUCUCCCACACUUCCCAGUAGCUGUGUUGGUAGCGAGGAAGGAGAGAGGUAGUGGCAACAGACCCAUGCCAGGAAAGCGUGCAUGUGCACCCAGCCCUUAACCCCUGUCCACACACAUGGACAGGGAUGACUGUCAGGGUGAGGUAUUCAAAAAAGCACCCAUUUAAGGGCCAGGGAGCUUUUCAGUUGCUUUUCAGCAACUUCUGUCAAAGAUGGUUUGACAAAUGGCUGUCUUUUGUCAUCCUCAUACCCUUAAGUGGGAUUCUACCUUGUUGGAGGACCCAUGAUGGUCCCUUUUAUUCUCUGCCCACAUGAAAGCGAUGCUUGUCUGUGAAGGGCCAUCACAUAGAAGUGAUCCCUGACUGUGAGGAGUUGGCACUCAUACUUCACCUGCAGAGAUAAGUAAUUUUGCAGGAGAUGUGCAUGUGGCCCUUCAUAACCAGUUGCAUCUAUCUCUCUUCCCUGCUUCCCGUCUCUCUGCAAAUUCCCCCUCUCCAAGCUGUUAAACUGGACCAGGACCUGCAUAGCAGGUGCAUAAGGCUGAUGUGAAAGGACAGGUUCACUGGAUCACCACCCGUUUGAACUGUAAAGUGUCCUCAGAGACACAAAUUUAUUCCCUUGAGAGGUAAAACAAUGAUGCUUUGAAAAAUUAAAAUGGUCAUGAAUCAUAGCUUUCAUGGGUGAUGUGGAGCCCUCUUGAAGUUACUGUCUAGAAGAUGCAUAGAAAAUCUCUAUGCAUAUUUCCCUAAACACCCUCAAAACAAUGGGGGUGAAAUGAAGCCAGGCUUGACAAAGGUAGGGCUUGCUUCCUGGGAAGCUGAGACCAUGUAUGUUGAUUUAAUGCAGAGGUACAUUAUAAGUGUAAUCAAGAGCAACCUGCUUGUUACUUUUAAGUUUUGUCAUGCUAGUGCUGUAAAACUUUGAAGCCAACAGAACUGAUACUGAAACCACUUUUUUAAGAAACACUUUCUUGGUUUCCAUGGCAGUACUACCAGGACAAUGAAACUGCUGAGAGUCAAGUACUUCUUUCUAGACAAAACUAGUGCUUUUUAGAGAGGAAUAAGCCCCAUCCUUACAAACACAAGAAUGAUGCCAACUGUCUUUAGGGGAAGUUACCCUUCCUAAACUGUAUUUGGUUUGUGCUUUCUUUCUGGGAGGAGAAACACGUAGCUUGCUUUGGAACAGAUGAUCUGAGCAGCAGGUUUUACAAUAGAGAAGACUGAGCAACUCUUUCUAAUAAAUUCAUGAAGAUGGGGGUACAAAAGCACUUUCCUCUAAAACCUGAAAUUGAUUUAAAAGCCUUUGUUAUCUGUUUUAAACCUUCACAGAAAAAUACCCUAAAUAUUUCUGAAGUGUUGGUACAUGUUAAAGGCUUGAAGUUACAGUUUUAAAACUCUUGGAUAAUAAAUUGUUCUAACUCCAAAUUUAGAAGUACUGCUAGUGCUUGUAUUCUAACCAAAGACUUUCACAGUAGGGUUUUAUUUUUAAAACCUUAAUUCCUUUGAAAAGAGCUAUAGCUUCAAAUGUAUUGAGUUGAGUUUCAGUGCUCUGUCUCUCUUCACCACUUGGUCUUUCAUUAAAUGCAUGCACACCCACAUGAAAUGGAACAUUAAUUUGCAUCACCAUGUGUUGGGGUUUUUUUAAUAGUAGCAAGAUUGUUUAUCAAUGUGAUUAAAUUGAUGCGCAUACAAAAGCGCUGGGUAUUGUCCAGUUGUAGAUAGUUGUAAAAUGUAGUAUUUUUAAAAGGAGAGACAUGUAUACUUGCCAAAUUAGAUGAGCAAUAAGAGUGAGAGGCCAAUACACCUGAAGACGGAAUGAAACCUGUUUGUCCUAUGCCUUACUCUGAGAUGAUUUCUUUGUGCUUAACUUAUUUAUACCACAAGUGAAAGGACAUUGAUCACAGCUACUAGAUCUUUACAAUGCCGUUCUUGAGAAUAAUGACUGUCUUUUUCUAGUUUCUGUUAAGUAAUUCUGAAGUAUGUUUUUUAAGAUUUUGUAUAAAAUGGCUUUUCAGUAAAGUGUUCAAAUUCACUCGAGAUAGCUUUCUUUUUUUUUUUUAAGAAUCUGGUAGCUUACUAAAUCCAUCAUAGGAGCUAUGAAUAGAGGCAGUUUUAAAUGGAACUUGUGAUUUAGUGUACAUAUAUAUACAUAUAUAAACAUUUUACACGGAUCAUUUAGUUUUUUAAUCAUUUCAGUGCAGCAGAAUUUCAUAAUAUAUCUAGCUGAGCAUUUACAUAUUACGCUGUGUACAUAACAUUGUAAUGUUUUACUGGUUUCCUAUACUUGUUUCUAUGGGAAAACUGAAUAUUGAGUAUCAACUUGUAGAACUGAAGUCAAUUGCAUAUUUGCUUUGAAUGUGAAUCACAAUUAAACUUCCAGGUGGCUGAAUGCAUCUCAAAAAGAAAAAAACCAAGAUUGCCUGUAUUUUGAUUGAUGAUUGCCUAUCUGUUUGCUGGGAAAUGACACAGAAAUUCCCAUAUUUUAAGUAAAAAUGGCUGUAAUAAAAACAUAAUGUGAUGAUUUUUUAAAUCUUUUUGUCUGUGAUCAAAACUCGAAACAUUAUUAGUAUUAGGAAAUGGAGCCCUUGGUUUACUGAUAACUCAUUACAUUUAGGCUUAAAAUGACUUAAAUGUAAACCAAUGUUUUUCUUAAAUAUUAUUCAGUAAUUUCAGUAAAAUUUGUAAAUGGUAAAGUGCCCAAGGCAAAGUCACUGAGAUUUGCUGGUCUCUUCUAUUGAGAGCUCAAAGAACAGGUAAACACAAUGAUUCUGCGAACCUGUUGACGCAGGACAAAAAUCUAAAGGCACAAUACUAGAGUCCUGUAUACAUUUUGCAGCUCUUCUUAUUCACAAUUUGUGUACUUAAUGGAUGAUUACAGUAGCAUUUACAAGUGCUGUUAAUAAACCAGAGGCAGUCUUUUCAUUGGAAGUUAAGGCAUAGGUCUUUUCAAUGAUGCAUAUUGUGAAGGGUGACUUUGCAGAUAUUUGAUAGGAUGUUUAUAUUUUUAUACAUGUAGAUAACGAGCCACUUAUUCAUUCUUAUUUUCACAUGUAUAACAUUGAAAAUAAAGAUUCUCCUAGGAAAA
This is a messenger RNA of Colius striatus (speckled mousebird), 4596 nucleotides long. It is a transcript of the gene KCTD12, whose product is annotated as potassium channel tetramerization domain containing 12. Gene Ontology annotation, cellular component: postsynaptic membrane; presynaptic membrane. The coding region runs from base 211 to 1212 and encodes 333 amino acids. The transcript has a single exon. Gene Ontology annotation, molecular function: protein binding. Gene Ontology annotation, biological process: protein homooligomerization; regulation of G protein-coupled receptor signaling pathway. Lineage: Eukaryota; Metazoa; Chordata; Aves; Coliiformes; Coliidae. The record is from RefSeq and is a predicted model, not a curated record.